ACGGCGGAAUGGAGCAGCUGGGGGUGGAGCCCGCGGAGGAAGCUGGCCGCGACGAGGAAGAGGACGCAGCUCAGGCCAUGGAGCGGGUGGAGGCGGGGGAGGCAGGCUGCUCGCCUGAUGCGCCCGGGCCUGAGGAGCCCGGCGGCCUCACUUGGUGUAAAUGAGAAGGGCGGGGCGGACGGAGGCCAGGGGCGGACGGAGGCCAGGGGCGGCGGCGGCCUUCGGGUGGUUCCAGAAGGAAGUUCUUCAUCCAGAGUCAUAGUACACGUGGAUCUGGAUUGCUUUUAUGCACAGGUAGAAAUGAUUUCAAAUCCGGAACUGAAGGGCAAACCUUUAGGAGUUCAGCAGAAAUAUUUGGUGGUUACCUGUAACUAUGAAGCUAGGAAACUUGGAGUUAAGAAACUUAUGAAUGUCAGAGAUGCAAAAGAAAAAUGUCCACAGCUGGUAUUAGUUAAUGGAGAAGAUUUGACUCGUUACAGAGAGAUGUCAUAUAAGGUUACAGAGUUGCUGGAAGAAUUUAGUCCAGUUGUUGAGAGACUUGGAUUUGAUGAAAAUUUUGUGGAUCUAACAGAAAUGGUUGAGAAGAGACUACAGCAGCUUCAAAGUGAUGAACUUUCAGCACUGACUGGGUCGGGUCAUGUAUAUAAUAAUCAGUAUAUAAACCUGCAUGACAUCGUGCACAUCAGACUACUUGUUGGAUCUCAGAUUGCAGCAGAGAUGCGGGAAGCCAUGUAUAAUCAACUGGGUCUCACUGGCUGUGCUGGAGUGGCUUCUAAUAAAUUACUGGCAAAAUUAGUUUCUGGUAUUUUUAAACCAAAUCAGCAAACAGUGUUAUUACCCGAAAGUUCUCAAGUUCUCAUUCAGAGCUUGAGCCAUGUAAAGGAAAUGCCUGGUAUUGGCUAUAAAACUGCCAAACGUCUUGAAGCGCUGGGUAUCAGUAGUGUGCUUGAUCUUCAAACCUUUUCACCCAAAAUAUUAGAAAAGGAGUUAGGAAUUUCAGUUGCUCAGCGUAUCCAGAAGCUCAGUUUUGGAGAAGAUAACUCACCUGUGACGCCCUCAGGACCACCUCAGUCCUUUAGUGAGGAAGAUUCAUUUAAGAAAUGUUCAUCAGAAGUUGAAGCUAAAAAUAAGAUUGAAGAACUACUUGCCAGUCUUUUGAACAGAGUAUGCCAAGAUGGAAGGAAGCCACAUACAAUCAGAUUAAUAAUCCGUCGGUAUUCAUCUGAGAAUCACUGUAGCCGUGAGAGUCGUCAGUGCCCUAUUCCAUCUCAUGUGAUUCAGAAGUUAGGGACAGGAAAUUGCGAUGUGAUGACCCCAAUGGUUGAUAUACUUAUGAAACUUUUUCGAAAUAUGGUGAAUGUGAAGAUGCCGUUUCAUCUUACCCUUUUAAGUGUGUGCCUCUGCAACCUUAAAGCAUUAAAUACUGCUAAGAAAGGAACUAUUGAUUAUUAUUUAACACCAUCAUUAUCAACAACUUCACGGUCUGGCAAGCGCAGUUUUAAAAUGAAAGACAGUCAUAUGGAGGAUUUUUCCAAAGACAAAGAAACAAAUUGGGAUUUUCUACCAUCUGGAAGAAUUGAAAGUACAAGAACUGGGGAGGCUCCACUAGAUACUCAUUUUUCUAAAGACAAAGACAGUGAUGAAUUCCCACUCUGCUCACUUCCUGAAGGUAUUGACCAAGAAGUCUUUAAGCAGCUUCCAGUAGAUAUUCAAGAAGAAAUCCUUUCUGGAAAAUCUGGAGAAAAAGUUCAAGGCAAAGGAAGUUUGAGUUGUCCAUUACAUGCCUCUAGGGGAGUAUUAUCUUUCUUUACUACAAAACAAAUGCAAGAUAGUCCCUUAAAUCCUACAGAUCAUUUAUCCAAUAGUAAACAGAUAUCAUCUGUGUCUCCCUGUGAACCAGGAACAUCAGGUUUAAAUAGCAGUAGUUCCUCUUCUCCGUCUAGCCAAAAGGAUUAUUCACAUUAUGUAGACAGUAGAUUAAAAGAUGAACGAAUGAAUCAAGGACCUAAACAAUCUCAAGGAUUUCAUUUUUCAAAUACAAACCCUGCCGUAUCUAUUUUCCAUUCAUUUCCAAAUUUGCAGAGUGAGCGACUGUUCUCCAAAAACCGCACUACAGAUAGCCAUAAGGAAUCAACAGUGACAGUCUCUCAUCAUGAAAGACUUACAGAAAAUAAAGAGCAAGAUUCUAGUGAUGAGAAAAUUACUUUUCCUUCUGACAUUGAUCCUGAAGUUUUCUAUGAACUACCAGAAGAGGUACAAAAAGAGCUGUUGGCCGACUGGAAGAGAGCAGGGUCAGAUUUGCCCACUGUGCAGAAAUAAGCAUGGUCAGAAAAAAGGUCUAGAAAGCAAAGGAAAAGCCAUUGUUCUCAGAUUUAGCAGUUUAUUAAGCUCCUCUAAAUUAAACACUAAUAGAUAUUCAAUAAUGUAGAAAUCCAAUAUAAAAUGUUCUCGAUAAAAGCAAGUGUAGUUAUGGGAAGUAAAUUCUGGCACAAAGCAUAAAAAUAUUCAUAACAGAAGAAAUAAUGUAAAAUUAUCUUCUUAUUUCUAAAGCUAUUUUGUAUUGCUUUUCAAUAAAAAGAAUAUCAUGGUUAGUAUUAGUACAUUUCCCAUAAAUUGGGGAGGGGGGAAGGGGGAGAGAUAUACACCUAUGUGUAAAAAAUAGACUAGCCAAAUCAUUGCUAUGACAUAGCAAAGAAUUUUUUUUCUGUGAAAUAUGGAAUGGCCCAAGAAAUUCAGCCCAUUAGGAAACUUCCAAAAAAGAAAUUCUACUGCCAACUACAAAAUAUUCAGGUAUCUUUGACUGAUGUACUAUGUACCAUUUAAUAAGAUGAUUUUUAAAUACCGAAGCAAUGUAUAUCCAGUUCAUGCUUCUGAGUACACGAGAAUCUACUACAGUGUCUACAUAGAAGGCACUCAGUAAAUAUUGAAUGAAUGGUGUGGCAGGGGCCAGGUGGGAAGUUGAGCAGGGGAGUGUACAUGUUGUAGAAAACUAGAAGGAGCUCUCCAUCCAGGUAGAUUAAGGGAAGGAUGGACACCAGAAAGGCAAUGUGAUAGGUUUUUAAGAAUGCUAGAUAAUGGAAGAAGUCCAUUUCCUUCUGGCUCAUCUGUGUAGGGUUUUAAACUAAUGAUUAGAUGUUUUUGCAUCUUCUUAUUUUUGGAGAUGAGAUUAAGGAUGUCAUAUCCACAACAAAUAUGCACAAUUACUAAAUCAAUAGGUGUUCUCUUUUUCCCAUUGUUAAUUGCCUUCCCCUUUUGCCUGCAAGGUUAAAAAUUGGGUAUAAGAUUGUGGACAUCUUAUAAUUUGCAAGACAUAAGUUUCUAGAACACAUCAAAGUAUACCUCAGCACUGAUUCGGAAGAGUCCUGUUCUCGAGUUUAUGACCUUUGCAGAUAUAAUCUAAAGAAAAAAUGAUAAAAAUAAAAUAUACAAAUGUGAAUAAAGAGUAACGGAAAGAUGCUUUCUUUUAGGUAAGAAGUUUUAACUUAGUUUUAGAUUUUUUGAAAUUUGAAAAUUUCCUAACCAAGGAUUUUUAACAGGGAGUUUGGGGUUAUCAAAAACAAUAACUUAGAGCAAGAACCUCAAAAGUUAUUCAUAUGCAAAUAUUUAGUAUUCUGGAUCAAGGACUAUGGAAUUUUCUACAUGUAGUAUACUGGUAAGAUUGUUAACCUGAUAAAAAGGAUAUAUUACUUUUUUAGAUAAUACAUUUAAAAAAUUUUUCAAAUAAUCCUUGUAUUAUUUUAGCCAGAAAUUAUUAAGCAACUAGAAAGGUUUUAAAAAAAAAAGUUAAGAGUAAAACAGUUUUUGCCAGUUUAAAAAGAGAAUAAAAUAGUAGUUAAAGUACACUCUCUGAAGUGAGAAUGCUGUGGGGAUUAUCGAAGCAUUGUUACUCAUUCUGUGGCUUUAAGUUAGCCUUUCAAUAUCUUAGUGCCUCUGCAUUCUGACUUUCUAGUUUAUCUUUUAUUUCUGUCUCCUUUUAAUCCUUGUUUUUGUUUUUCCUUUGGUGUUCUACAGAUUUACUAUGAUGUUUGGAGAUGUGAAUUUCCUUUUUAUCCUCAAUAUAUGCUGGCUUCCCAUUUCUUUCAAUUUAUGUUAGUUCUGUAAAACAUUUGGCCACUAGUUCUUCAAAUAUUGCUUUUGUAUUCUUUUAGGACUCUGCACAAAUUAUGGACUUUCCCUUAAUCUCAUGGUUUUUGUCAUCUUGUUUAUCUGCUGCAUUUUGGUUAUUUUCAUCAGCUCUGUCUCUUGUUCAUUAAUUUGUUUUUCAGCAUUGUCUGAUCUACUGUUUAAAACACUAAUGAUGGUUUUAAUUUUAAUAAUUAUAUUUUUCAUUUGAUUCUUUUUCUAAUCUUCCCAUUUAUUCAUUAUAGCCUUUUAUAAGUCCGUUUCUAAUUUUUAAAAACUCAUGUUAUAUUCUAUUUUUGAUCAUUUCAAUAUUUUAAUUCUUUAUAAGUAAGUUUUUGGAUAUUGUCAUGUACCUGUCGAUUAGCCUGUUUCCUUGAGUGUGUAGCUGAGUUUAGUCUGUGGGAAGACAAAGCACCAAAAUUGUGCAUACUUCCCUUCAGAUAUGAUUUGCAUUUGCUUCCAGUGAGUCAGUAUGAACCCAUUUGGUAUCACUGUAGCCCCCUGAAGGGUCCUUCAUGAAUGCAGUUGUCUUAGUUUGUCUUAUUUUCAGCUCCCUGACCUUGCUACUGUCCCAAGGUUUUGUCUCCAAAAGUGAUUUGCAGGCAUUUGCUGUCAGGGUGAAUCCCACCUUUCAAGAAAGUUUGCUUUUUGCCUGAUGCUUCCUGAUCCUUUCCUGCUUUUGUUUCAGCUCAGUUUUUUCCCCCUGUGAUUGUAGGGGAUUUGGGCCUGGAGAUUUCCCUUAUAUAGUUCAACCGACAAUGAAUUAAAAAAUCUGUUUUCUACGGAAUCUAGUAUUUUGUAUUGAAGGAACUCUUAAGAGUAUUUGUCCCUUCAUAGUGCAGAAGUGCAAAUCUAUUUGGAUUUAUUUUUUCCAUAUUGUUUGUGCUUUCUGUUUUUCUCUUUUUCUAUGCUAUGCUUCUUUCCCAUCUUUUUUCUCAUCUUGUUUUUGUAUUACUUGAAUUUUUAAAAUAUAUUUUCCUUUGAUUUGAAAUGUAAACAUUCUAAGUAUUCUUGAUUACCCUUAGAAAUUAAACAUGCCUAACAUCCAAAAAUGGUAAAUAUAUGUACCUUCUUCCAAACAACAUAAAGAUAUUAAAAUAUGUUAAACUUUUUUAAAAGAUUUUAUUUAUUUGAGAGAGAGAGAGAGAGCACAUGAGAGGGGGGAGGGUCAGAGGGAGAAACAGACUCCCCGCGCAGCAGGGAGCCCGAUGCGGGACUCGAUCUUGGGACUCUAGGAUCAUGACCUGAGCCGAAGGCCGUCACUUAACCAACUGAGCCACCCAGGCGCCCUAAAAUAUGUUAAUUUUAAUUCCUCUAGUUCUUUAUUAACCUCCAAAUUGGAUAUUAUUAGUAUUUUAUAGAGUUAAUGUUUAGAUUUAUGAGCAUGAUUAUCUUUUUUUCCCGCUCACCUUCUUUACUUGCAUCUCAUACAUUCAUUCCUUCAAAGUAGAAUUCACUUUCUGAAAUUAUGUCUUUAAAACUGUGGAUUUUGAGCUGACUUCUUUGGACUGUUUUAAGAUAUUCCCUUUUAUCUUUGGAGAUCUGCAAUUUUUAUUAUAUGUCUAGCUACAGACUUCUUUUUAUCAUGGUUGGGAUUUAGGUGUUUUGUGAAUCUGCAGGUAUAUGCCUUCAUCAAAUCUGGAUUAAUUUCAAUAUUUAAAAAUAUUUUUUUGUGAAAUUUAUAUGCAGAAAAGUGCAUAAGUAAGUUAAUGGAUGAUUAUAAGCAACAACUAUGUAACUCGGUCAAGAAAUAAAACAUAUCAAGUGAUCGGGAAAGUCCAGAGGUUUUUUUGUUUGUUUGUUUUUGGUUAUGUAACAACUCAAGGGGUUCACUGUUGGGGGUUGAACAUCACAUUGAACACAACCCAAGGAAAUGUUGAAAGCAAAGAACUUUUUAUUGCUUGUUACAAGUAAGAAGACAGGAAGGUAGCUCCCCAAGAACUGUCUCACCAUGUGGUUGUGCGGGAAGCUCUUAUUCAGUGUGAAGGUGGGAGCAGGGAGCUUGCACAGGCACUUUGGUUCAAUUGCUCAUGCCUAGCCUGUCGAGGGGCUAGUGCAUACACGGUAUGUUCAAAAAAUGUCAGAAAACUCCACCCAUAGAAGGAGAUCUUGGUAGUAUAAUGAGCUAAAUGUAACAACUCAGGGGGGCUUCUGCCCUGGUCCUCGGCUCUGGUCCAGCUCAAUAGCUCAGAUAUGGGGCUCUCAGGUGAGACACACCUAGCAAGGGGCUAUCAGGUGAAACAGUUGAGCUUCUACUUGGCUGGAACUGUUGGUUCUGCAAAAUGAAAUACAUUCCUUCCCUGCUUUUGUCCCUUCCCCCACCUCCCUUCUGAGAGCUUUCAGCUCUCUUUGAGUAACUUUCUGUUGCAUCCUAGGUAACAGUUGUUUUUAAAUUUAGAUAUAAUUGACAUACUAUCUCAGGGGUACAAUAUAAUCAUUCGAUAUUUGUAUAUAUUGUAAAAUGAUCACCACAGUAAGUCUAGGAUCUGUCACCAUUCUUAGUUACAAAAAUUUUUUUUCCUUGUGAUGAGAACUUUUAAAGAUCUAAGGAAGUCCAGAGUUUUUCUUAGGGUAUCAUCAUGUUGGGAGGGUUUAGUAAAUCAUUGACCUUGUGGUUAAACUCAGUCUCCAAUUCCCCAGGGCUCCUACCCUCCCAGGAUGUCAGGAUGGCUCAAAGUUUCAACAUUCUAAUCAUGUGGUGGUCUUUUUGGUGUGGGCUCUUGCCAUCCUAAGCCUUCCUGUUGGCAUAAACUAGGCCCCCACACCCCCCCCCCCGCCCCAUGAGUCACCUCAUUAGCAUAUACCAUGAUGAAUAAAAAACACACGUUGGGAAAUUCUAAGGGUUUUAGGAGCUCCAUGCCAGGACAAAGACCAGAUAAAUUCUGCAGAAUAUUUUGAAAUAAGUCUUGAGAUAUUUUAUGACCCCAAAAGUGCCCUAUCUUAGUAAAUGUAAUGUGUGCACUUGAAUGUGUGUUUUGCUGUUGGAUAGGAUAUUGUAUAAAUGUCAAUUAGCUUUAUUUAGUUCGUGUUCAAGUCUUCUGUAUCCUUACUGAUAUUUUUGUAUAUUAAUUUUUGAGAGGAGAAUAUUCAAAUCUCCAACUAUGAUUAUAAAGGUAUCUUUUUCUCCUUGCAGUUUUUUAUCAAGUUUUGCUUCAUGUUAUUUGAAGACACAUUCAGGGCUAUUAUGUUUUGUGGAAUUGACCCCUUUUCAUUCUGAAAUGACCUGCUCUGAAAACCAGUUUCUUCAUAAGACCCACUAUAGCUUUUGUAAAAAGUAAUGUUAGACUAGUAUCUUCCCCCAUCCUUUUAACCUAUUUGUAUGUUUAUGUAAAAAAUGAUGUUUUGGGGGGGUUAUACAACAAAUAGUUGGGUCUUGCUUUUUCGCUCAGUCUGAUAUCUUUGCCUUUUAAUUGAGGUUUUUGACCAUUCAUAUUAACAUGGUGACUGAUACAGUUUAUUUAAAUCUACCAGUCUGCUAUUUAUUUUCUAUUUUUCCCCGUGUGUUCUUUGUCCCCCCCCCUUUUUUUCCCCUCUUCAGACUUUUACUGGGAUUGAGUUUUUUUUUUUUAUCGUUCUUUCAUCUCCUUUAUUGGCUUGUUACCUAUAAACUCUUUGCUUUGCUAUCUUAAUGGUUGCUUUAGGGUUGAUAUUAUAUAUCUCUAACUACUACUUUAUGUUUAGGGGCCUUAAACCCCUUAUGUACUUACUUCCAUUUCUCCCCAACUGGCCUUUGUGCUAUCGUUGCUAUACAUUUUACUCCUCCAUACAUUGUAACCUCAUAUAUAUUUUUUAUUAUUUUUAUUUUUGCUUUAUAUAAUCAAAUUUUAAAGAUUUUUUUUCUUUGUCUUAGAGCAUGCAUGUGGGCGGAGAGA
Molecule: messenger RNA, 7994 nt
Organism: Zalophus californianus (California sea lion)
Lineage: Eukaryota; Metazoa; Chordata; Mammalia; Carnivora; Otariidae
Gene: POLI
Product: DNA polymerase iota
Exons: 10
Coding region: 118-2319 (733 amino acids)
Biological process (GO): translesion synthesis
Molecular function (GO): DNA-directed DNA polymerase activity; damaged DNA binding
Source: RefSeq, a predicted model, not a curated record